AGUCAUCAAACAUGGAGCGGCUUCACAUUCUUCUUGUCCUUCUUUUAGGACAUCGUUGGAUUUUUGGCUCAGUGGUGAAUGUGACAGUGAGAUCAGGAGAAAACAUUACUCUGUACUGUGACUGUAAAAUAUUGACUGAUGAAAUUAUUAUGUGGUACAGAAACUGUACACAUGAAAAUCAGCCUCCUCUUGUUCUAGAAAAAGAAAAGGAUCCGUUCAAACCCACCAGUGGCCGUGCCACUCUAGUGAAUUUUCUACCUCGCUUCCAUUUUGUAGAAAACCAGUCCGCUAGUUCCUAUGAUCUGCUGAUCAUGAAUAUUUCUGAUUCUGAUGAGGGCCUCUAUUACUGUGGAACUGAGCAGUCACAAUCAGUGGGUGGAAAUAAACACAAAUAUAUUUAUGGAUAUAGCAAUGCUACAACACGGAUCCGAUUCAACUCCAGUGACCAAAUUUCAACUGAUCACCCAACUCUACAAGAGUGCAGCAUAUGUUGGAAGCUGCUGUUCGUCCUGUGUCCAACUUUUGCUGUUCUGUCCUCUCUUCUUGUCUCCCUUCUUGUUCAUCGCCUCUGCCAGAAAACAGAUGAUCAGCAGAGAUUUGAAACUAGUGGCAGAACAAGAAGGAAUCAGGAUGAAGAUGUGUUUUAUGCUACAAUGGAAACCCGUCAAGCAGCACACAGAUCAAAGAAGAUAACCGAUAGUUCUGACAUCUGCACCUAUUCUGCUAUCAACACCUCUGGCAUAUAGAUUUAACAAUAUUUCAUUUUGUGAAUUUGUCAGCAUUCUUAGCUUUACCACAAGAAUUGACAGGCGCUGGCCUUUUGGCCUUAUGGAGGAAUUACCUCACUGAAAGAUGAAGCAACUUGAUUAUGUGCACAUAACAUAAUUAGUAACAUUGCAAUAGGCCUGUGCUGCUGGAGUGUUUCUUCUUAACUAAACUUUUUUCACUCUCUGUGUUUGUACAACACUUUGCAUUUAGUCAUUUGUUAUUAUUAAUCCCUGGCUCUCUUACAGUGUGUCUUUUUUCCUGUCUUCCUCACCUUGUAUCCUACUGGUUGUGCCAGAUUGUUCCCCCCCACCCCAAACCUGGUUCUGCUUGAGCUUUUUCCCUAUUAGGGGAAUUUUGCCUUCCUACAUUAGUGCUUGCUCAUAGAAAGUCAUCUGAUUUUUUUUGUGUUUUCUCUGCAUUAUAGAAGUGUCUUUACCUUACAAUGUAAAGUGCCUCGGUUUGUUUGGCACCAUGUAAAUAAAUUUGAAUUGAAUACUAAAAUGUGA
Messenger RNA from Oreochromis niloticus (Nile tilapia), 1274 nucleotides. RefSeq lists its product as uncharacterized. The record is from RefSeq and is a predicted model, not a curated record. The transcript is spliced from 5 exons. Bases 12 to 746 code for a protein of 244 amino acids. NCBI's taxonomy places the organism in Eukaryota, Metazoa, Chordata, Actinopteri, Cichliformes, Cichlidae.